CGGAAGCAGUUGUUCUGCUCUUUAAGCCGGUCUGGGAAAAAAGGGGAGAGACGCCAUGCUGCUUUCCGCCGUGUCUCUUGCCAAGAGCAAGUCAAAAACCAUUCUGGUGAGACUGGUGAGCCAAGCCGGGACAGGUUUCGGCUUUAACCACAAGAGAAGCCGCCAGCGAGAGAAGCUGACCCUUUUGCACUAUGAUCCAAUAGUGAACAAAAAAGUUCUCUUCGUGGAACAGAGAAAAAUCCGCUCCCUCUGAGCAGAGGAUUGAAAAUGAAUUUGAUUCAUAAACGAGAAGACCAAGGGUGAGCGCCGGUUCUAACUGCAGUGUGCACUGAAGACGAAACUACAGUGUGGUGAGAUGAAGGCUAGUGUGAAGGAACAAUGUGGAGAAAGAAAGUUCUUCACAGAGACCAGAUAUAUCUGCUUUAAUAGGCCUUAAUAAAAAAAUAUCUAAAUCUCC
Molecule: messenger RNA, 457 nt
Organism: Psammomys obesus (fat sand rat)
Lineage: Eukaryota; Metazoa; Chordata; Mammalia; Rodentia; Muridae
Gene: Mrpl33
Product: mitochondrial ribosomal protein L33
Exons: 4
Coding region: 56-253 (65 amino acids)
Biological process (GO): translation
Cellular component (GO): ribosome; mitochondrion
Molecular function (GO): structural constituent of ribosome
Source: RefSeq, a predicted model, not a curated record